This is a messenger RNA of Xyrichtys novacula (pearly razorfish), 23493 nucleotides long. Lineage: Eukaryota; Metazoa; Chordata; Actinopteri; Labriformes; Labridae. The record is from the annotation of a GenBank genome assembly.
GCACCCACCUUGUCUAGCAGCGGCUCAGUGCGCCAGGCACGAGCUCAGCCGAGGAGCUCACCGGGGAGUGGGUACGACGGACAGAGGGCACGAGGCUGGGCUGCAGCGGUGGACUUUUCUUAUCUAAGGGGAUACUGGACUAAGAGCACUGAGCUCAUAGGGUUCGCAUUGACGGCCGUGGAGUAACAAGCCCGUUCAGAUCUGAGAGAGUUCCGUAGCCAGCUGUGAGGAGGAGCGGUGAAAGAUGCAACUCCUCUCCGGCACGGAGCGCUGCGCCGUCCGCCUCCUCCGCUGGUGAUGCCUGCCGCGCGGGAUCACCGCCCAGCAGCAGCAGCAGCAGCAGCAGCAGCAGCAGGAACACGAGGAGGAGGAGGAGGAGGCGCAGAGGGAGGAGGUCAGGAUUACAGGGCAUCGGGGGGCCGGUGAUGAUGACGGUAAGGUCGGGAUCAUGGCUAACGGAACCGGUACUAUCAUGUUAAAAUGCGUCGUGGUGGGAGACGGAGCGGUGGGAAAAACGUGUCUACUGAUGAGCUACGCGAACGACGCGUUUCCGGAGGAGUACGUCCCUACAGUCUUCGACCAUUAUGCAGGUAUGAGCAACAAUGUUCUUCUGAGUGUGCAUUCAUUAAAUUACACUAUUCACUAUUUCUGUGUGUGUGUGUGUGUGUGUGUGUGUGUGUGUGUGUGUGUGUGUGUGUGUGUGUGAUCAUAAAAAUGUCUCAGAUUCAAUUAAGAGUCAACUCCCUGCUCCCCACCGCUCCCCUCCUCUCCUUGCAUUGGCUGCAUCUGUUGCUAUAAUCAAAACCACUUGUUUGCCUUCUUCAUAGCAGAGAGGGGUUGGGGACCCCCCCACCCACCCCCUUCCUCCUUAUCCCCCUCCCACCUUCCUCCUCCUCUUCCUCCUCUCACUGCUCUUUGUCAUCUCGUUGCAGUGAGUGUCAGUGUCGGGGGGAAGCAGUACUUGCUGGGACUGUACGACACAGCUGGUCAGGUACAGUUUAUUUUUUCCUCAGGCUGGGAGCCAAGCAUGUCAAGGACUCUCUCUCUCUCUCUCUCACACACACAUACACACACAUGCACACAUGCCCUGUAUGUCUGCAUCACUCACCCAUGUGCUGCAGAGGCUGAUAACUGUCCUCCAGCCGCCCACAGGCUUCAUUUUCAGGCCAGACUCUAAGCUGCAACAGGUGACGGCUCUCUGUUUACUGCAGUGUGUGUUUAUGUGUGUGUGUGUGUGUGUGUGUGUGUGUGGACAGUGGUGGUGGUAUGUGUGUGUUGUAGGAGUCAAUAGUUGUAUUAUGUGGAGAACAGGCCUCCUAUGUGCAGCAGUGAUGUCACAGGUUGGUUUUAUAGGGCUGCCAAUGCUGCACUUUUUCUUCCUACAAUGUGCCAUUCAGCUGGCAGUAGUAAAAACUGUACCCACCCGCCACCCCAAUACACACAUAAAACACUGUCUCAUUGUGAACAUCAUCUGAAAAAACUAUCUACAAAACUACUUAUGGACUCAAGUCUCAAGUAAAUUGCCAAAUGCACAAAAUAAAUUCAUGUUGAAGAGACUUGAUCGAUAAGUACAUAUUGAAUCCAAAUGUUGGUUACUGAUCUCAUGAACUAAAUGGAUAAUUAGUUUAGUCUUGAGACCCUGAGGUGGUAUGUGGUGGUCAACUUGCCGUCUUUUAGGGUCUAAAGUUUGCAUAUUUUGAAGAUUGGUCAGGUAUUUACAGGUUGUAAAUAAAAUAUCAAACUCAGUAUAGUUUCGAUCAAUAGUAAACUGAGAAAAACAGAACCAAAACUGUUUCUUUCUCUCUCUUUUUGCUGUGAAGUUGGACACUUUAACAUGAGAUAGGCUGGAGACUGGUUCACUUUAGGAUUCAGCCUCAAGUGGACAUUUGAGGAACUGCAGUUUUUAGCGCUUAAGUUUUGGCCUUCUUUAUUAGCCUCUUGAGGUUUGCUGCUUGUAUUUACCAAACAAUAUAGACUCUAAUGUGCCUGUUUGAUGCUUAGGCUACUUUAAGUGGGAGGAGUUUUCAUGUUAGACCAAAACCCGCAAUCACAAUCGUUUUCCAGAUGAGUGCUUGAGCGUUGUUUGAGAACUAUAGACACUUAUGCGCCACACUUGUAAUUGGAAACACACACCACAUGUUAAGGUAUUAGUGUUGUUUGACAUAAGAAUCUUUGCAAUAGACAUUUAGUAUGUUUAAAUGCACUAGCAAUACUCCAACUUAAAAUGGAUUUAUCGCAUCAUGUAAACGCAUCAGUUCGACUGAAAUCGAACUAAUCCAGAUAUGUUAGUCGGACUAACAUAACUGGAUAACGCCAUUGGAGACAAAUUUUCUCUUGCAAGAAUUGAACUCAGACUGGCCCAAGUCUUCUGUGCACAUCAGGCCCCGAGCCGGUCUUUAAAUAGCAGGGAUGCGUUGCUAGAAAGCUGGGAUAGUAAACAAAACCUUGACAAAUGAAGAAAAGAUGGAAAAAAUACAUAACUUCUCCAACAAACAGCACCAAGCUGUAAAAGUAAUAUCCCUGUAGCCUCUUGCUAAUGAGUUUUGCUGGCUGUUUUGAUAUACAACUUGUCAACUGGGAGACGACCUGGUAGAAAUGAGCUGAAAGGGGGAUUCGCCACGUAUCAUAGCAGAGGCGGACAUGUUUCUGUCAGUAAGUCAGUCUUUGCCAAGUGCAUAUAAACUGGGACAAGAACAGCAGUCCAGUCAAAUCGCCUAAUCGAGCUAUGAGCGUAGCUCGACUUAACUGCAUGUAAACAUAGUGAGUGUCAAAUGUGGAAUUUCCUCCACAACGGCUGCUGGCAUGGACAAAAAGGUCAGAAGGGUCUGUCAUCAGUUAUUCCUUUUAAGUUAACUGCAUUAUGUUUAAGCUGACAGAUUGUUUUCCUGCAGACAAGAGUCACAUGACUGGGUCUUAAUUGCUGUGAAAACUUAAGAUUUCAAACUGAAACAGCCUUUCAGGACAAGGACUCUGAUGAAGACACUAAAAAAGGUCAGUCGGUAUAAUAAGGACCCUAUAUGUAAAUGUGGUCAAAGUUUAGCUUUAAUUUUAAACAAAUUCAUAAGAAAUUAGUGCAGACACGAUUUUGCUUAUUGAAUUGUUUCCAGGGAUGUGACAAUGAAAAGAAACUCUGAGUCUAAAUACAGCCUUUGUUUUCACACUAAACUACACAGCGCCCCUUUAGAUUUGACUGACUGUUUUACUGCACAGUACAGACGUGACAACAGCCGUACACUCAUUCUCUGCACCAACACCUUUAACCCCACGUCUUCGCCGAAACCUGAUCCUGCGCACAUGUCAGAUGCAGAAUGGUUAACACUUUCCUCUGGGACAGAUUUAACUGUGUGAAGUCACAAUCUGAAAUCUGAUCCCUCCAUCGGUGACACGAAAACCCGGCACUGAAAUGUUAACGUGGGAAUAUUCAGCUGUUACUCUGCUCUGUUCAUUCAUGAAUGCCAAAUGCUGAGGUCCAUAAAUAAGGAAUCACAGGCAGCCACCCAAACAGCUACCUGUGGCUGCGAUACAUCUUCUGUGGAAAACAGAUGGUGGAAGUGUUACUACAUGUAGUGAAAAGAGGAACACAAGCUUAUUGUCUAUUCUGGCAUGGUUGAUACACUCUGUGUGUGUAUGUGUAUGUGCGUGUGUGUGUGUUUAGCUGAUUCAGAGCGUCUCUGAAAUGGAGAAGUUCUCCCAGAUGUCUGCCAUGGGUGCAGAGUAGAGUUACUGCUCUUCAAAACGAAGCCCCCCACCCUCCUUUACCCACUACCCCCUCCUCUGCUGACCUCUUUCUUUGGAGCAUGAGGCCAGCUGGAAAUAUUUAGGACGUCAGGAUCUGAUCAAAGACUCGCACCCUGAAGAUACAGAGAGAAGGAGAAGGAGAGAGAGUUAAAGGAAGACAGAAAGAGGAAGAGAGAGAGACAGAUUUGGGGGGAGGAUAAAAACAGUCUUCUGUUUCUGUUUCUCUUUUAGGCUUUAGUCUUUAAUUUAAAACCACAUGAAACUCACCUCUGGCCUACACUGUACAGGUUUACAUGUUGGGGAAAAAAGCAUUUAAGGUCCAUAUGGAGAUGAUGUAUCAAAAAGUAUUUUCAAAAAAUUGCUCUUUUAUUAUGUAUAAUAUCUAGGUGUAACUACAAAUACACAAUUUUUGUACCAAAAAGAGAAAACAAAGUGUCUCAGACGUUUAAAAGUUUUGGGUGAAAUUGAUGUCAUUAAACUUUUGGUUGUCCCAUCCCCAAUCAUUCAUAAUUAUCUGAAGAAAUACACCCAUGAAUCGGAUUAAGUAGAGAAUGGUCAAUAUUUACCCUAUUAAAACACUUCUGCAAAUAAUCUGCAAAGUUGUCUGUAGCUGAUGUUUCUCGGUUGUGAAUCAUUGAUUGAAUUCUGGCAAGUUAGUAGUCCUAACUGCUGAUUCACAGAAAAGGAUUUCGUUUGCCUGUGGGACAAACUUUCAUUUGUUUUCACGUUGAAGCGCGAAAAAAGUGUCGGAGUAUUACACCAUCUCAGAGAAAGCAAAUUGCAGGACAUUACCAUUAUAGGGUUAAAAGUGCUAUAGGUGCUAUAGGUGCUACUACUGUUGGAUGAAUCAACAUUGGUGUGCUGUUUUGAUUGAGUGGCCACCUCUACAUCACAAGGCUGAAUUCAAAGAUGAUCGUACCCCCUACUGCAGCGCUCCUAUCUGCGAUGGCUUAAGUUUAUUCAUACAGGAGGUUGCAAUGUUGUAAAUGCUGGAAUUCAUCCAAAAAUUUUGAAAUCUUAUUUCCUUCUAAAUCAACAACUUUGGCCUAUCACUGUUUAAAUUUUUUUUGCAAUUUUGCAAAUACAUCAUGUACUUCUUCAGUCUUCUUUGGUAUGUAAAAUACUGAUUACAAGUCAGUGUUUAUGUUGAAUUAACCUUAGAAAGUUGGCGGUGUCUUUAAUAUCUGCGAAAUUUGGUAUGCUAGAGACCCAGUUUUUCCUUUUUUUUACAGUGGUUACAGUGUGAUCUGCUCUCUUUGAUUGGCGACAGAGCUCAGUCAAAAUGAGUGUUUUUAAGGACUCAGCAGUGAUUUGAUAUCUAUCUGUUACUUAAUCUGUGUUCCAGUUACCUCGGGAGUCAUGUGUCGGAGCUGGCAAUGACGUUACACCCCAGUUGAAGGCAUUCCGGUUAACAAGUCAGAAAACCAAGAUGGACGCCUUCAGUUACCCGUUGUCAGUUGUCGUUAGCUGUUGUCAGCUGUUGUUAGCUGUUGUCAGCAGUCAUUAGUUGUUGUUAGCUUUAUCAGUUGUAAACAACGCAUAGAACAGUAUUUUACUCUUACAAACACCAUAGCACUGUGUUCACAGUUAGACGUUGGGCAGUACAACAUAUACCACUUAUUUAAUUUCAAACAAAAGAAAGUGCUAAUAAAUAAUACAUUACAAGAGCUUUCACUGUUACUCUUUACUGUCAAUGCACUGCGCUGCCAUCUUGGAUUAUGAUGUUGUUAUCGGGUUGGGGUUGGUGAGGAUCGUCUGACUUUCUGAGUUGGAAAUCCAAAUUCAGGGGGGGUGUUUCAGAUGAAUUUCUGACUCAGAGCUUGGAAAUUCUGACUUUCGAGUACAACUGGAAUGCAGCAUUCGUUUCCGCUUCUUGAAGUUCAUCCCUGUUUUCCUGUUUGAAACUACUUAACUCUAUCUGUGCCUUGUGUUGAGCGUAUUGACCAAUCAGAAGCUGUUAGUAUCUUUCCACCAACCAGGGGCUUUGUUACAAAAGCGAAGUGCUUACAGGUAAUUGAGUAAUCUUCCUACCUCUUACUUACGGUAUCUUGCUGCUGUAGCACCUUAAAUUUUUGAAAAAAUUAAUAAAUAUGUGUUAAAUUCUUUUUCAUGCACAUUGGCUCUACUUCCAUGACUAUGUAGCUUUUACUUUAGCUGAGUUAAUUCAAUCAUAAACACAUUUAAUUUCCAACUAAUCCUUCAUAGGAAAAGUACCCAGUUAACAUGUUGAUGAAAUACUUCUAUUAUGGAACAGCUGUGUCAAGAAAUGGGGUUUUUCAGUUGCAGUAACUUAACGGAACUCCCCAAACAGUAAAAUAAGGCAGAUAUCUAAAAAUACAAAGAGGGAUGCAGAAGAGAAACAAAACUUCAAACCACACAGAUCCAGUUCGAAGCUGCAGCGUGUGGUGAUCUCACGUCUCAUGGUCUGGUCUUAUGCUCAGACAUGGGCUGAUUGUGGCAAUAAUGCAUCUGUUUUGAUAUGACGGUAAACAGCGAAACAUGUUCUGUGACUUGAAUUUAGAUCAUGAUGCUCGUCAUGGAUAGUGUUGUAUGUUGCUGUGUAGCUCUAGCUCAUUCAGUUUUGACAAGACUUAAUGGGUGUCUUGACACAACAACAAACCAGAAGAGGUGCCAGGAAAAAAAUAGCUCACUUAGGCAAUCGAUGAUUUUAUAAGGGUCAUAUUUUUUCUUAUUUGCUGUUGAAUGUCUUAUUUACUUAAAAAAAAGACAAUGAACCCGUCAGUUAGAUCAAACUUUUGAGGCCAGAAGAAUAACAGAUUUUUCCUGGAGGAGCAGUGGUGUGUCUUUGGAAGCAUAACUAAAAGGAAACCAUGAGGAACAGUUUAUUUCUUUGAUUUACAGUUUUAUUCUCUGAGAGGUAUCAAAAUAUGUCUUUGUAUUUGUACUGCUGACAAAAUUCAAGAGAGGGAUGAACAAUUAGAGACAGUCUAAAGAGUGUUUUUGUUGUCAGAGACACAAUAAGAGCUUGACAUUGAGCUGCAGUGCAGUGCCUGUUGUUUUUGUGUCCCUCUGACUGCUAUUUCCUGCACACUUCCAUGCUGCUCUCCCCUGCUGUUUGUUGAAUUAUUCCAUAUGAAGGUCUGAGGAGAAUUUUUUAAUGUCUUGUUGUGAGGAAGAAACCGGGGGAAGAGUCUUUACUUAUUCAUUUGUUCUCCUGCUGUUACUGCUUUAGUAUCGCAGCCCGAAUAUAAGCAGGAGGAAACAGGAAGUGGAUGUUAAGUGCUGUUGUAACCAUGGAAACACUUCAGUACUUCAGUAGAGGGGAACACAGUAGUUGUGACUAUGUGGGACGGACGUGCACGUUUCCCCCCUCACUGUCGUUCCCUCAUCUCAACUUCUCAGCUGAUGUGACACUCAGCUGCAUUUGCUGUUAAAAAACACUUCUCACCUGUUACCCCCCCUCACACAGUCUGAUGAGUCUUUUUAGAGCCAGCAGCCAAAAGUGGCCAGCUGACCCUUCGGACAAGGGAGGAAGGCAGGUGAGAAAGGAGGGGGGGGGGGGGUUCCUGUCACUGCUCAGCUGCUCCAACACAGAGGGACAGGAACUCUGCAGACACACUUCAGCUCACGCUUUGAGCUUUUAGCACUCAAGUCAGCUUGAGUAUCAAAAAAAUGUGUUAUUUAAAGGGGAACUUAAGUACUUUUCAUCCUUGGCCCUAUUUUCACAUGUGUUUGUGUGUGCUUGACUGAUAGGGAGAACAAUUUCUGAAAUUGGUCCAGUAUUGAGGGAGAGUGGAGCAGCAGGCAGCUGCUAAACGAACUAAACCAUAGUUUGAACAGGAAAUUGUGUAUCAUUAAACUGUUUCCACGACAAGUGCUGUAUUUCAGCCCCCACUGGCUCAGAUUAUUAUAACAGGUCCUCUGACAUGGUCACACAGCAUUGUGUGUCCAAUGCUAGGCAUCAACAGAUCCCACUCAUCACAACACAGACAGUCUCCCUCUGUGGGCAUAGGAUCACAGCACUCAAGGACACAUCAUCAGUCUCCCAAACUUUGUGGCCUUACACGCCCUCCUCUGCCUGUGGGCCGUCUUUCUCUUUAAUCAACUUGUAGGAGCUCUUUAUUGGUAUACUCUGGCUCAAAUAAAUACUGUGUGCCAUUGUGUUCAAAGACUUCAUCCUCACUUUUAAAAAUCAAUCACAAUUUCAUCCAUAAUGCAAGAAUUGCUUCUUCAGACCUCUGGAUAGUGAGUUUCUGUCUAGUGAGGUCAGCAGAAGCCACGAUCAGCUGAUUGUCUGAAAAUUCAUCCCAAAAAAUCCAAGAAACAAUCAUCAGCCUUCCUAUGAUUUACUUCAAAUGGACUAAUGGACAUUCAGAAUUGAAUUGAACACAUUUUAAUAGUGUUGUCACUCAAUUAAAUAAUGUCAUUUAAUACAUGAAAGGCUCUGUAAUUACUUAGAGAAAAACUGAUUCCAUCUGUGGACAACUUUGGUGAAGAGUGCAGGUAAUCUUACUCAGUCUGCAUUUACCCAUUUGAAGGUGGUAACGAUAGACUGUAUAUAGAAUGGUUGCUUCAAAUCCAUAUACUGGCGAAUGGCAGAACCAAGUUGUCCAAAGUAUAUUCAGUCUAUUGUGGUAACACGGUAAUUUCUCUUUAUAUUACUCUAUCCUUUACGCUAUUCAACUGUUCAUUCACAGGCUACUUUAGUAUCUUAGUCAACAUUUUGACAGUAAUUUUCACAGCAGGUGGAGGAGGAUUGUCAUUAUUCAUGCUGUGUAUUCAAACCACACAAAAAGUGCCACAGAAGGACAUUAGCACAUUCAAAAAUAGUCAAGCACUUUUAAAGGAAAGGUCACACCUUGGUUUAUGCAGUUGUGAUAAACCAAAAGUGUAUGUGUCUAUGACUUCACAGAGCAUGUGUUUGCAGAGAUACUUCACAAAGCCAAACUGACAUUGAUAAAAUGCACCGUCAAACUCAUGUAGCAGUCAACACUGAGAAACAGCCCUUAAUUCCUCAUACGCCAUCAGCUCACUGAAGCCUUCCCUGUCCACAAAAAUGAAUAGGCAUGUCUUCAGUCACAAUUUUAAUUGUAAGCAGGAUAAUAAAUGCUUUUAGGAUACUAUAGUCUCCUGAGUAUAAUGGAUAUGAAAAGUGUGCAAAGUGAGAGUAGAGCACUUCAAAUAACACAUAUGGUUUAUCUUCCCCUAUACUUGGUUUAUCAUCGCUUUUGUUCUUGUGCUUGGGAGGAAAAAAAAAACAACUUCUGUCAGCCUUUUCCUUUGAGUAUGAGUACUAAACAGAGCCCAUUAAAAUGACGAUGAUAAAAGGCCUUCAUUCAUAUAGUACCAUACACAGUUUAUGUGCCACUGCCAUUACCAGCCAUUACAGGCUUCAUUAAACUGUCUGAUUUUCGAAUGGAGUCUGGCAGGAUGUCCUCACUCUGUAUGCCUGAAAAGACAGAGUGCAUCAGGCUUUGAUUAACGGUCAUUAAUCACUGUUAAAGGACCAGGAGAGUAAAAAGCCCCUUUAUUCCUGAGGUCAAAUCCAGGUCCAUGAAAAGUGCAGACUCAGAUCAGAGGCCGACCUCUGUGAGGAUGUCGGGGCUUGUUUUCCAGCCUGGUGGCCAUGUUGCAGCGAGCGUCUGUGACUCUGUUGACACAGCCGGUUUAUCGAGCCCCAAGGAGGCGAGAAGAAGAUGACUCAAAGGGAGAGAGUGAGAGGGGGAGGAGAGGGAGUGACUCACUGAUAUCAUUGCACUCAUAUGUCACAGAGUCAACACAGCCACAGACACUCAGCAGAGCUCAUCCAGGAGGCUGGGUGGAGACGCAGAGUCUGGCCUUGAUGGAAACCUAUGGACAUGUAUGAACAGUAGAUGAACUGCUCUGCUGUCCUCUGAUCAUAUUUACUGCACACAGUUCACUGUACUGUCAUGAGCUGAGCGGGUGAGCGAACAAACCAAACCAGUGCAACAUGAAGGAAACUACACCCUGAAUCAGAUCUGAGGUUGGGGUGAGAGAAAAAAAUCGAUACAGUGUAGUAUUGCGACAUUUCGUCUGGUGAUAUAUCGUAUCUCUCAUUUACCAAGUAUCGAUUCUUCAAAUUAAUUGCUAAUAUGAGGUCAAAUCUAUGAUAAUGGAAAAAUAAAAUCAACUGUUUGUCCAGUGAGGUUGGCAUAGGUGACAUCAUAGAGCAGGAGAAAGUUAGUAGAACAAAUGUAAUGUACAUAAAGUUUGCAAGAUGUACAACAUGAAAAUCAAAUACUGUGUAAAUAAGACAAACAAAGGAAAGAAAAUUACUAAAUUAGCUAAACAGCUGAAAAAAUUGUAUAAACUGCAAUAUAUUGUAUCGCAAUACUCACUGCAUUGCAAAAUGUAAUAUCGCACUAUGGCCCAGGUAUCGCAAUAAAAUCGUAUUAUGGCCCAGGUAUCGCAAUAAAAUCGUAUUAUGGCCCAGGUAUCGUGAUAAUAUCGUACUAUGGCCUCAUAAUAUUUUCAUUUAAAGUCUUAAGUUUGUUGAUUAAAAUGAUUUUUAACUAAAUAAUAAUAUCUUAUAUGAUUGUAUCUCAAGUAUCUCGAUAACAUAUACUGUAGUGUUUGUCUUGUCAUGAUGGUGUCUAAAUAUGUAUUCAAAUUAUACAGAUAAUUUUUUUAAGUGAUCGUAGUAGUAUUGAAUCAUAUUUUGAGUAUCUUAGAGUACUGUGUCAAAUUCAGUUUGAUAGUGUCUUAUUGUUUUAUACCUCAAGUACCAAGUUGAUAAUUAUUACAGAGUAUUACAGAAGUGUUAAUAUAUGCUGGGGUCUAUAAACUCUGUUUUGAUUUACUCUCCUUCCUGUAAGCAUUGUAUUAGUUUGUAUAUGACGAAGAGGGUGUUUUUGUGACAGUCACAGUAAUAAUGGUGUAUUUGUAAGAAACAACUUUUUGCUGCAGUCUCAUACAUAUUUUGUAUUUGUGCAGAAGUUUCACACUUACAAACCUGUAGGACAUGCAGCAUACCUCCACUGCAGAAUGGGUGUGAACAUUUCUGCACCAAGAGCAGAUCAGACUUGAAACUGAGUGCUCACUCUGUCUGUGUCUAUAUAUUUACACUGUGAAAGAGCAGCAGGCGUACUGUCUUCUUUGGUAAUGUUUUGGAAGUGUUCAGAGGAAAACAGAGCUGUGUCUCAGAGAAGCUCCGGGCAUGUUUACAGUAAACUGCUGACCGUCUAACACUGUGUGUCUUUAUGUCUGCUGCUCAGCAGGGAUGGCAGGAUUUACUUGUGCAAGCAAAGGUCACAAGCGCAGAGACACACAGACAUACAGUGUACUUGACCCUAUGUGACAGAAAUAGAGUGCUUGUAGAAGGAGAACACAUGAUAUAUGCGCUGCUAUCUCUUCUUUAGGAGAGCGUAAAUGUAGCAUCAGUGAGGAUAAUAAAAGUGUCUACUCACAUAUGCGCGUACUAACUGCAUUUUAUCAGCUGAAAGUCAUGAACUGCUAAAGUGAGAAAGUUCUUCUCUGGAGGGACAGCUAACAUCAAUCCUCCUUACCCUUUUGCUUAGACCAUCACAAACAUCAAACUUUGAUAGUAAAUUGGGUUUGGUGAGCAGAGACUCAGAUAGCUGCUGACUAAUGCCUACAUGUAAAAAAAAAGAAGAGGUGAAGAUGUUUUUUAAUAUUUGUUAAAAACUACAACAGGUCUAGAAAGCGUUCUCCUGAUUAAGUGUCUGGGUUUGCAUGGAGCACCAUAUGGUUUUCAUUCAAAACUGAUUUAUCCCAUCAGCAAAUUCAGAUCAUGUGAGGUAACCUGUCAUUCAUAGUUCAGUUAUAUAAAUAACUGUCAGCACACUCAGUCUUCCUAUGAAGAGUCCAAGUCUAAAAACAGAAACCAAGCAAUCUUUGAAAUUUGUUCUGUUUAAAACAGUGAAGUAACAUCCGUAAACCUCAGCAUUUCGCUCAUUUGACUCUGAGAUUUCUAUCAACUUUUCAUAGCUGAUUCAAAUUCAUUCUGAGCAAAGCAUUAGUUCAGGCAGGCCACAGAGUCACGCCCAGCCAACAGUACAUCAGCUAACACCAGCCUGUAUCGGCUGACAGCUCAGCCAGUUACCUUCAUCACAUUCAGUUGUCAAACGUAAAAAUAGGCACUCUGCCUGCACUUCCUGUCCUGCUUCCUCCAUAAGCCACUUAGCAACAGGCCUUCACCCCAGCUCCUCUUUUUAUGCUGUCAGAUUUUACCGGUGUCAUUCUGUUCCUGGGGGGGUCUUUGCUGCUGUUCUCCCCACCUUGGCUUUUCAUGCAUGCACUUGAAAUGAAGUGGGUGUGCUCUUCCCGCCAUAGGCUUUGGCAUUCUAUGUAUGCGAGUGGGACCAUACUGACUUAUUGCUUGCAAAUAAUGGAUUCUUCUUGAUGAAAGGAGUCCUGACUGAACUCCAGCUCAUUACACAACAGAAGAUGGUGCAGGGUGAUUUACUGCUGGAUGAUCUCCUGACUUUCAGCAAGUUUACAUUUCCUUCAUUAAAUUUGUGAGAGACAGACUUAAAGUAUGAUCUACUUGAGCUCAUACUCAUAUAUUUGUCACCCACUAAAGUCGCUAGUAAGAAUAAAUAUCAUGCAAGCUUCUGAAAGUGUCUCUGUUACUGCAGGACAUUAGAAGCAUGUGAUUUGUUUGAUUUCAGGGAUGUGGACAAUACGUGUCUUUGUCAAGUACUAUGAGUUACUCUGUUAGAGUCAUGUCUAAUCGCUGGAGAUCCAUUGACUGCCUGUGUCUUUGAGCUAGCAGCAGAAAACCGUCCCAUCAGGAGCCGAAGGGAGAUGGUUUAUGAAUAUUCAUGUGUGUGAGUUGGACACUCUGUCAAAAGGGUUUAUCUCUGCAGAGGACAAAGAGAGCCUGAUCUGACACACAGAGGACGCCCUAGCGUCUGAGAAUUAGCUGUUUAGGCGACACAAAUAUCUGAGUUGGCAGGGUGUCUGGGUUUCAGUAUCUUGUGGCAACGCCUUGUGCAAAUGUAAACGAAUAUGUAAUUGUAUGUGUCAGACAGAGAAGAAACCACUCUAAGUUGUGGAUCUUUUUCUCUACACUUUUUCUUUUCAUUUCUCAUUUCUUGUUAUGAAUAUUAUAAGUAUUCAACUCUGGAAAAAAAUGUCAGUGGUUUUCAACUUUAGCCCCAAUUUUCAACAUGUUGUGGAGUUAAAUGGCAUAGUCUUUCCUUCAAAUCACUGUAUAUACACUAAUAUAUCCAAAGUCAACAUGUGGUUAAAAAAAAAAAAAAGCAACUUGGUCAGAGACAAAACCAAGCAACUUAACGUGGACAGAAUUUAUAUGAAGCAUUUCCCCCGGGAAUGAAGCUGCAGCCAUCAGAGCCUGUUUCACUGCUGAGUGUUAAAGCAAUCUUGGGCAUCACCAAGGGUCCCAUAGUUUAGUUUCUUCAUUGUUGGUGUCAGACACACACACUAACCAACUCUGUUAUAAAGGUUGCAUAGACUUGACAAGCUGAACUGUGGGUGGUAUAGUUGUAAGUUGUAACCUAAAAAGCUCCUGAAGUUAAUGAUGUUUUAUACUCAGAACAUAACUAUCCAUAGAUAGAUAGAUAGAUAGAUAGAUAGAUAGAUAGAUACAUACAUACAUACAUACAUACAUACAUAACUAUCCAUAGAUAGAUAGAUAGAUAGAUAGAUAGAUAGAUACAUACAUACAUACAUACAUACACAAGGUAUCUAGUAUAACAACAUUUGCACAAUAUGGAGAAUUUUGCUUUUUGGGACUUAAGGGUCUCUGUAGUUAUUCAGACAUGGAAACAUACAGUACAUGGACAACUACACUAUAAAGAUCCAAGAAGUAGUCUGCCCUGGUGUGACUUUUUCAUACAGCUGUUGUUUGAAGAAUGUGAGACAGCAGUUUCAAGUCAUCUGUUGCAUCAUGAUCUCUUAUAGUGUUAUAAAAAAAAAAACACUGCCUGUGAUGCCCAUGCACCCCAAGUGAAAGCGAACACAUUCUGCUAUACUCAAACCUUGCUCAACUUUAAAGCUCUUGUUAGCCACUUAAUCAUCUUAUCUCAUAGUAUGUAAAAUUACACCUUAGGUUAAAAAAUGCCUGAAUUCCUUAUUUAUUGUCCCACAUCAUUAAUAAGAAACACUGACAGAACUGUACAACAUAACGUUAGCUCUCCGGCCUGCUGUGAGGAGUGAAGGAGCUCUAUGUUUAGCGCUCAUAUUUUACACACUUCAAUAAUUCAUGAACAAUAAGACCAAGGAAAUGAAUAAUGUCCCCUUCCUGCCAUCCUGACCUCCUGUCCUCCUCUGACCCUGAAUGUCUCUGUCCCAUCUCCUUCUAGGAGGACUAUGACCGCCUCAGACCAUUGUCCUACCCCAUGACUGACGUCUUCCUCAUCUGCUUCUCGGUGGUGAACCCUGCCAGUUUUCAGAAUGUGCGUGAAGAGUGGGUGCCAGAGCUGCAGGAGUACGCACCCAGUGUCCCCUACCUGCUCAUAGGCACUCAGGUGAGGAAACAUUGCCAACAUUUGUCAUAUUUGUAGCUCUGCUAUUUCCGUUUACAAAAACUCACCUUCAGAUUCUUGGAAAAAACAAAUGCCAUUUUGCUGUUUCAUGUUUACAAAGUUGUGUCUGUUUAAGAACCCUAAGAGAAGGUUUGACUCAUUCAUAAUCCAAUAAGUCUGACAGCAAACACUUCAUUGACUCAUCUGGUUCAAACUGCUUACUCACUCAGGCCCUUUCUUUGAAUAUUCUGCAGCUCAAUGCCUGUCAGCCUCAACGCUUCAAGCAUAGUGAUCCUGAUAGUGCCUGCUUACUGUAAUUAUUAUUUUACACUAGCUGUAAAUCAUAAUCCCCUUAUCAUAAUGCUCUGUCAUAUUUUACAAAACUAAAACUCUGAGAUUUUUUGUAACACACAAGCUUUAGAGCAUGUGCCUGUUUGUUUUACUACUUAACUGAACAUUUAUAUUUUAUGACUGUUCUUUUAAUGGUUUACAUUCAAUGUUGUAAUCUAUGAUCUACUGGAAGUGGCUUAUACUUCAAAAUAAAAGCAUAGUUUGACAACGGUGGAAGUGAAGCAACCUAAACACAAGAAGAAAAUAUCAAAUUAAAAGCAUGUAAACAAUUGUUUAAUGAUAAUAAUAAUAAUAAUAAUAAUGCAUCAAAUUUUAUAGCGCGUCUCAUCAGUGACCUCAAAGCAUCGUUCAUUCGCUCACACAGUCACACCCUGGUGGGGAUAAACUGCUUUAGUGGUCAAAGCUGCCCUGGGGCAGACUGACAGAAACAUGGCUGCCAAUUUGCGCCCACAGCCUCUCUGACCACCACCACACAUCACUCACAAUCAUACACCAGCGGAGGACACACACUGGGAGCAAGGUGGGUUAAGUGUCUUGCCCAAGGACACAACGAACAGACUAGCGAUAGGAGGAAAUCUAAGUGCCAACCUCCCAGUCAUUGGACGACCCCCUGAGCUACUGCCGUUUUUUAUUGUUUUCUUGAAAGAAGUUGCACAGCCAGUGAUAUGGAUAAUUCAUAAAUCUAAACAUCAUUGGAAACGGAUGAUAACUUGUAAGUUGACUGUGUUCAUUUGUAAGAUUUAUAGAGGUGUAAUAUUGAUAAGCUUAAAUGUUAUUCUGCUUCACCCUUGUCUUGCUUUUUUACAGUUUUACUGACUGUCGUUUUUGAAUUUCAGGUUUUCUGUAAAUAUCGCAAUGAUAUUACUAUCAUGACAUUUCAUUGCCGCAAUAACAGUAAAGUGCAAAUGUGAUAAGAUGGCUAUAGUUUGGACAUUUGUCUCUACUAGUAACAAUAAAAUGUAUGCCUUCAUAUGGUGCACUCAAGCAAAGACACAACUCAAAGAUACUUAUAAGUUCAUAGCUGUAGGUGAUACAUACUAAAAUACUGAUAGCCUUUUAUAAGCCUUUGUUUACAUUUACAUUUUCCACUGGUAAGAUUUACAGUAAGUAAUAUAGUUGACUAUCUAAAUACAGAUUUUUUUAAUGGAAAACACAAAAAUCUGCAAAGAAAAAAGACAUUUUCAUCCACAGGGGGCGCCAAAUUCAACACAAACUAGUUUUCUUACUGGGUAUAGUUGUAAACCAGCCAAAUUUGACAAAUGGUUUGGUGUGUACUUUUCUCUCAUGAAUAAAAACACAUUUGACUCGGGAGUUACGUCAGAAGUCUUAACAACUUAUUUUUAGCCUCAAACUGAUCCCUGCCCUAAAGUUAACAAACAAAUCAGAAGUUAAAACCAACAAUGAACUCAUUCAGAGAAGCUAAAGCUGCACUUAUGUCCUGUAAUCUUCACUAAACUCAUGUAGAUUUUAAAAUAUGACAUUAAUCCUGAGUGUUAGAUCAUUUCUUAAGCUUUAAAACCCUCUGAAAAUAUCAUUCGUCCUCUGAGUAGAGAGCACUGACUUGUGGGUGAUUUUUUUUUUUUUUGGUCUGUGUUCCCUGGCAACCAAAUGCCAGAGCAGCGAGGCCCUGCGGUGAUGAAGAGGAGGAUGAAGUGGGUGUCUGAUUUAUCUGCUGUCAGCUGAUGUUUACUGAGCUUCUCCCAGUCUCUCUCUCUCUUUAAUGCUUGCCUGGGUGCUCACAUGUACACACCACAGUACCAAAGUACCACAACACACACACACACCAAUCAGGAGAAGGUUAAUGAAGGUUGCUCCCUGUGAGGUUGUGAAGAUGGAGGUUUCAUCUAUUGUAAUUUGUUCUUAUUCAGACCAGGAUGAGCUGUGUGUGUGUACUGUGAGUGUUGUAACGAAUAAAGGGAAAGUGAGGAACUUUGAGGUCGGCUGUGAAAUGUCUUUUCACAACAGCAGGAAGUGUGACAACAGUGUGUCAAAAUGUGAAAACAGACAGUUGUGCAGUCAAUGAUGUUUAGGAAGAUGGUGUGGUGACACGUAAUUUAUGGUGCAAGAAUCAUAGACAUCAACCACCAACUGUUACAAAACAAAAUGUUGAAUUUCCCUGACGGACAACGUUCAUUAUGUACAGGAGUAAACAAUUAUGUUGCUGGUGUCACAUUAGAUAAAACACCUGUUUUAAUUAAUUGAUUUUAGUGGCCAUCUUGAGAAUAAAAGAGCGAUACAGAUGGUCAGUCAAAUAAAAAACAUCUGCGAAAAAUCUGCUUAAGCCAAAAGUCAUUCUACCCUUAGUCAAAAGGCUGUAAAUAAAAAGUUACUCAAAGAACUUUAUGAGGAGUUGAGCAAUGCCAGAAUCCACCAAACCAUUAAUCAAAUGUAAAAUGUCAAGAGGCGUGCAGUGACAGGAUAGGAGGAGGCGCAAUGUGUAGCUUAGAUCUAACCUUCAAUAAUUCAACCCAAAUGAACCAAAGAAGUCUAUUCUUUUACUCUGGAAAGUGCACAUUACCAUUCCACUGAUCAUUGACUGCUGCUACAUGAGGUGGGUGCGAUUACCACAGACUGUAUAAAACAUGGCUGUAGCCGUGGAUGUGACAUCAACCUCUGGUUUUUGGGUUGAUGUCUCUGGGGUUUAGUGGUGUUGUGAAUCUGAAUCAUAGUGGUCUCCACGCUGGAAUUGCUGACUCAAACCAAUCAGGAAGUCCUUUCAGCCAAGAAGUAGUGCAUAGGUUAGCAUUCUGGCAAACACCUACUAUACACUCGUAUGCCAGUGAAUUUAAUCGAGACCAUGACCUUAUUGUGUGAAUCCCUACUCAGGUCUUAGGCUUCAUAUCUUCAGAACAAAUGAGUAAUGAAAAUGUUUGAUUGCUGCACAGUGUGUACAGUUAAAGCAAUAACAUAUUCUAACCAUAAGCCAAGCAUCAAGCUGUUAUCAUGUAACUUUAACUUAGCCUUAAAUUAGGCAUUUUAACAUCGGUGUUAAUGGGAUUUCUUCGUCUUUUGUGGCCAGUCUCAAGUGGACACUCAAGGAACUGCAGCUAUUAGCACUUUGACGAUGGCUGUGUCCAAAAUGGAUCCCUAACCCCUAUAUAGGCGACUAUAUGGGGAUUAGCGCCAUUUUGAGGGGUGUUGGAAACCUGAGUGAUCAAUUCCAAUGCCCCAUAUAGGCGACUCAAAAUUUCCCAUAGAGCAUUGCAAAAUGUAGUGACCAUCUGAUGGUCACCACCCAAACCAGUGGUAGGCAUCCCGUCAUGCAUGGCACCUCCAGCGGCAACGUCACAACAGUAGUGUCCGAAACCUCUGGUGAUUGAGCUCACUACAUAGUCAGCUAUAUAGUGAAACCCCAUAUGGGGGAUAGGGGUUAGUGGUUGAGUGAUUCAUUUCCGACACAGCCAUUGGCUUUAUUUUUUGACACCAGAUGUUGUCAUUUGGAUAUUACCCGUCAUUUAUGUAUUCCUAUGAUAGAGUGUCCCUCAACCAAUCAAAAACAGAACCAACUAACACGAACUUAAAAGAAUAACACAGUGUCAGAGUGGGAUUACAGUAAACUUUACAUUUACAUUUUCAGGGCACAGGAGUAAGACAAAAAAAUGUCCCUGUCUUUCAGAUUGAUCUUCGUGAUGACCCAAAGACCAUCGCCAAACUGAACGACAUGAAGGAGAAGCCCAUCGCCACAGAGCAGGGGCAGAAACUAGCUAAAGAGGUUUGUACAUCUGUCCUCCAGAAACAGUGAAGUCAUGUGUAGCUCAUCGUUUUGUUUUCAUGAAAAGUUCCUGUCAGAUUCCUGUGUGUUAAUCAGAUGCAGGAAUGUCUCCGUAGGAAUGUCAUUUCUUCAGAAAAAUGUCUGGAAUCAAACCACGGCACUAUUUUUUUGCCUCCAAAUGAGUCCAGGGAUGUUUGAGGUCAACAUGGCCAUCCAGCAGUGCCCGCGCCUGCAGGACGCACAAACCACAUGUGGUCUGAAUUUAAUCGUUCCUGUCAGGCCUAAACAAAGAAUAAAGGUCAACUGUUCAAAAGGAUGACAGUCUACACUCAUCUGUGGGGUUUUAUUCAGUUAUGAAGAUAUUCAGAAGGAUGUCUUUAGCAUGGGGUCAGGAGGUUCAUGGACGCCACAAGGAUCCAUUUAAGAUAACUUCAUGAUAUUUAAAUUUUAUGUAAUCAGAGCCACUUUCUUUGAAUCAGAGCAGAAUUUUCUCUUACACAGAAAAACAUGGUGACAAUUCUCUGUGACCUGGAAGCUAAAAUACCUUUAAAAACACUUUCAAGGACUGAUAGGCUUUUUUUUAAUGCAAAGAUGCUUUAAAAUUACAGUUAAUCUGCUGUAAGUGUAGUCUACUGCAUGACAACCAAUGUAAUCUCACUGGAGAUAUUUAUUUUCUUCAACAACAGGGAGACAUAAAUUCUGUACAAUACAAUGUCCCACCUACAGAGCAUUUACACAACCUCUUCCUCUUUUUAAAGGGCACCUGUCCAGAGUUGAGUCAUACUUAAGCUGCAGUUAGUUUUCUCUAUAUCCUUUAACAUUUUUCUGACCAUCCGAUAAAAAGUCAAAACAGCUGUUAGCUACACCGAACCUACAUUCAAGUUUGAUUCAGAGCCUUAGUAAACAUUUUUCUAAAAAGUUCAUGGUCUCAAUCUAUUAAGUUAUGAUUAAACAGCUUCUUAUUUGAAUCUGAAUUUUGCAUGUCCUAAAACAGGCUUUAAAAGAACUAAGUUGUUGAAAAAUAAAGCGUGUGCACCAGAGUCUCUCAAACACGGCAUUUUUUCAUUUUUCCCCCAUCCCCACCCUGUUUUAGAUUCUGUUGUUUAAUCAGGCGGUAAAAGGCGACUUCUAAUUCAGAUUAUAUGGAAACAUUUUUCUAAAAAGUUCAAGGUAUCAAUCUAUUAAGUUAUGAUUAAUACAAUAUGAUGCCCAUUGUGUAAGUUAUGAUCACAGUUAGAGUGAAGCAGGGGGUCAUUUAGGGCUGAGCUAUCUGUUGUAGACAAGCUGCUACCAGUUCAACCGAAAAAUGCUUUAUUCAACAUGUAAUUAUACCUAAGACUCGUACCCCAGGCCAAGCUGAUAUUGCUGUAGUCACAUUGAUAACCAUGCUUACCUUAGCAAAUGCAGAUGUCAGUGUUCAAUAACCCAUCACUCCUCCUCAUCUCUGUCCUCUAACAAGGCCAGUGGUACCUUGAUAUGAUCACUUCUUGCUCCCAAAACUGCCAAACUCAAGGUUUUCAAACAGCUGACUACAAACCAGUAAAUGAUGUCAGGGAGAUCUCCUCUUCUUUAGUUUUGGUAGGUCUUGUGCAUGAAACAGACCAGGGACUUAAAGUAAGAGAGAAAGCAGUUUACACCCAAUGGUGCAGAAAUAUUCAGUAACUUUUUUCCUUUACUGAAAUUGAAGAACCUGCACAAAAAUGCCCACAAAGGACUUUUAUUUUCAUUGUUAGACCUGAAAUCUACAUGAAACUUGCAUCCAUGCAAUCCAUGUGAUUAAACCUCUAUUAUGCAUUGUCUUCUCCUUCAGAUUGGUGCAUGUUGCUACGUUGAAUGUUCAGCUUUGACCCAGAAGGGCCUGAAGACAGUGUUUGACGAGGCCAUCAUCGCCAUCCUAACUCCCAAGAAGAAAAAGGGAGCCCUGAAGAGAAGACUGGGACCUCGCUGCAUCAACUGCUGUCUGAUUACGUGAUACAUCAACAGAGGAGAUCACUCAGCAGCCGACCGUAAACCAAACAUUGACUGAAGGCAAGAGAAAAUGCACAAGAGAGGACUGAAAAGGACAAAACAAGAGCCACUUAAAUGCUGCAGCGCUCUUGAAAGACUGUAAAUCUCUCUCUCUCCUGCUGUCCAUCGGGGUCGGGGAUGCAGUUUACUACCAAAGGAGCACAACACCCAAGUCAGUUUCUUCUUCAAAAAGACUUUCUGCCUCCAAAGUACCUUCUUUUCUAAACAUUUUGAAUCAUGUUAUUUGUGCAGUUGUCGUAAGCUGUCAUACAAAAUAAGACAUUUCGGUUUAAAGAGAAAUGUGACAUUUUAAGGAGUUCUUCUUUUUAAAGACAUAGUACUAGAGCCGAUCAGGAACCUGCAGCUGAUAAAUAAUGAGAGGCUGACUUUAGUGACACUGUGACAGUGAAAAAAUAUGUUUGUGGACAUAAGGGCCCAAUUAUAUCAGAUGCCUCCAGCCCAUAAAGGUCUGUCUCUGGUUAUUUAUCAGUUGAUGAUCUGCAAACUGAACCAAACAGGUGCUUUGCAUUAUGUGGGGGAAAAAAAUGCUGUUCAGUCAGACCAAUUUGGACCUAUGACUGUAUUAUUUUAAAGUUUAAACGUCUUGUUUCUGCCUUACAAAAUCCUGUUCUGUUACAGUGUGGCAUGCCAAAACAGAAUGCUGAAGUCUCAACAGGAAGAGAAGAGGUCUAUAAUCAAUCUUUAAAAAAAUAUAUUAUACAGAGUUUAUGAUUCUAUAUCUCCAAGAUAGAGUUGUUUUAUUUAGCGCAAACAUUAUUUUGUCAACUUAUAGCUUUUUUUCUUUUGAUUAUGUUAUCCUGCAAUGAUGUGUUAUACUUUGAUCAUCUACGAGGGUCUAAUUAGGGGAGAAGAAGAAGAAUUACAGACUCCGAUAUAUAUCUAUCAUCCAAAGAAUCAAACGCUUUUCUUCAAAUGCAGUUGGAUUAAGCUGUGCUCAGACAAAAGUAAAGCUAAUGUCUGCCAUAUAAUAAUACAGUUGUUUUGACCAUGCAACCCUCCAGGUUUAUUCAUGAUAAUUCAACACUACCAGAAAAGAUUCUUGCUUCCAGAUGUGCCAGAAAACCAAACUCAUCACGUCUGGAUUCAUAACAUCACUUAGAGGUGAACACAGCUUGCUCAAUUCCUGUAUCUAGAUUGGCAAAACAAAUCUUCCUUGAAAUAUAUGUAUUCAUAAGAGCUGGGCCAGAUCUUGUUCACGCCACUGUGUCGGCUCCAUCGUAGCAUUGUGCAACCAUUGCUUCUCUUUUUCCUGAGCACAUCUUAAAGCGACCUAGUAUUGUAAAUCCAAUGCACAACACAAAGCACAGUCAGAAAGGCAUCAUUUCCAGGCGCAGCAAAGCACAUUCCCCUGCUUGUAACUCCAUCUACUUACAGGAACUAAAGGCUGAGUGAAGCACAGAAAACAAACUAUACCAUCAGGCACAAACAGGAGUGAAGCACACCAUCUGACCACGCACAACCCAACAGAUCUCAAUGAAGUAUCUAAAGAGACAUAAUCUGUAGAUCUAAAAACAUGAAAACAAGAUUUAUUUUUUUUCUGUAAUGGCAGCCAGAAUGACUUUCAAACUAUUCAUAUACUGUGGAAAUACAUUAGGUGCCAGUAUCAUGGAAGCCAUGUUACCAAGGGCAACCAAGUGCAUGUGGAGAGGUCAGGGUUGAUGGAUUUAUUGAUCAAGCACACUUUCAUCCAGUAGGGCAGCAUUUGUAUCCUUUGUGAAACUGAAAUUUUGACUCACUUUAACCUUGACUGUGAUUUUAUCCUGCAUCAAACCUGCCUGUGUCCAUCUCUGACAUGUUCACACCCAUAUUUACAAAAUCUUUUAGUGCAGGACUGGAUUUCGGUUUCUGGAGUGAUGAAAUGGGUGAUUGCAAUCCGAGAGCAUAAUUGAUAAUAUGGUGGGCACUUGUUGUAUGUAAAUUAAUAACCAAUAGGGAGAGCAGAAAAGGUGAGAGAGAGUAAAAAAUGCACAAAAAUACAAAUCAUUUGUCUGGGGCCUACCCUCUCACUGCAGUUACAGGCACUAAACAUUACAACAUAGAAAAUGUCAGCCAAGAAUUUUUGUGGUUAAUCUGAGUCUGUUUCAUAACUUCAAAAAAUAUCCUCACAGGAGCUUUAACUUUCUUUCACUCUUCAUGGAUAAAAAUAUACAACUAAAUGCAACUGACUGAUUCCAAAACACCAACUUCAUCUGUCCCUCUCAUGUUGCCAGUUCAGUGUGCAGAGGAGGGAGUCUUGGCUUUAAUUUCCCCCUUUCUCCUAGAGGACAUCAGAUGACAGCUAGUUACUGACACACGGAGGAACCUACUGUUACAUUCAGACAACCAAUCAGGAGAAGAUUAUAGUUUAGGUGAAAAGAAUUAGUUAAAUUUCACAAACAGUUUCACACGGUACUGUUCCAAAUGGCCAUUGAUGCCUCAAAGCUAAGAUUGAGAAUAACAAAACUGAAGCUGGAGUCUAAAAACUUCUUACCUUCACUUUAAAACUGAACAGAUAUCACUGAGAACAUAUAAAAGAGUCAAGAUGAAACCUUGGUGAUGGACUGAAGUUGAUGCAAUCCUGUCUGUGAGAGUCAACCACAAGUUUGAAUCCAAAUUCAGACAAGAAACUGAAGUAUUCAAAGUCACAGCAGCCCAGAUACCAGAUGUAAAAAGAUAUAAGGUAUACCGUUAAGAGUUCAUCCUUUUGGUUUUGCGACACUAUAAAAAAGAUUAUAUGAUGAGUUUCAUUGAUUUGUAAUAUCACAAAAAGAAACAGUAGACUCUAUGUGAAGUUUCCCAGGGCUUAGAGAAGACUUGUAACAGAAAGUCCCUGAAAUGUUUGUUUGCAACAUUAUUGCCUGUAGAACUGUAGAUUAAAGUUGUUCUGAAUUUUCCCUGUAAAGUCAAACAUCUGAAACAUCAGCUCUUCUUGUUUUUAUGCACUUGUUCUUCUUUUAUUAUUAUUAUUAUUAUUUUAAUUAUUGUUAAUCAACAGUGCCAACUCUUGAAUGACCUGUGUAGAGUUUCUGUUGGAGUCCACUUGAUUAAAGCUUUAAUGUUCUCGGUGCUCCUCCUCUUCUGUCCCGGCCUGCCGUGUGAUGGAUCGCAGGCUCAACAGUUCUGCUUGCUAUUGUUGUGUGAAGGUCCCGCUCAGGAUCCAGGACCUCUAAGUGCCGACGCCUCCGAUGCAUUCUCCCAUGAUGCUCCUCUCCUCUCAAUAAAUGUGUUUACUGUGUUAAUAAAUCUGUCUCUGGG